This is a messenger RNA of Penicillium verrucosum, 1875 nucleotides long. RefSeq lists its product as uncharacterized. The transcript is spliced from 3 exons. Gene Ontology annotation, biological process: positive regulation of transcription by RNA polymerase II. Lineage: Eukaryota; Fungi; Ascomycota; Eurotiomycetes; Eurotiales; Aspergillaceae. Gene Ontology annotation, molecular function: zinc ion binding; DNA-binding transcription factor activity, RNA polymerase II-specific; sequence-specific DNA binding. The coding region runs from base 1 to 1875 and encodes 624 amino acids. The record is from RefSeq and is a predicted model, not a curated record.
AUGUCGCGCCCUCUGAAGCAUAGAGAAAUAGCAUGCGCUCGCUGUUUCCGACACAAGCGGAAAUGUGAUCAUGCCAAACCUUCAUGUGGCGAAUGUCGUCGCAAGGGUGCUGAAUGCUUGCCUGCUCGGUCUCGGAAAGCGGGAGAUAACAUCACAAUCCCUUUGGAAUACUUGAAACAGCUCGAGAAACGGGUUGCGGAGCUGGAUCGUAAGUCCAGUGCCACAGAAACAACCGUGGAGACAUGUGAUGUUGGAACCCAGACGGAUUGUGAAGAUCCAGAACAUGAGCGUAAUGGUCUACGCAAUGACUCGGACUAUCUGAUGGUUGAUCAGAAUAGUAGCGGCGCAGAAAAUGACGGUUCUCUCAUACUUCUAUCAGGUUUGCAACACAGCAGCCAGAGAUCACCUCGAACAUCCCCACCAUCCUUCUCGCCUGGCGCAUUCUCUUUAUUCCCGGAGACAACUUUCGACGUUCCAUGGAUUGACUUGGCACCUUCAUAUCCUUUGACUGAAGAUGACUCUCCUUGGCUGAAAGAGCUCUACACAAAUGUGUAUUUCUCCGUGACUCACCGCGAAUGGCCCUUCUUGAACGAAGCAGCUUGGAAAUCAUGGCAUGCUGAAGCAAUCCUGGAUGGCCAGGAUGAAUGGAAAGCCUUUUUUCUGCAGAUGGUAUAUGCUAUCGGUUCAUCCCUUUGCAGUAUUUUACAGCGAGACGCCUCGCACUCCGUCCGGUCAAAGGAGUAUUAUGCCUCGGCCAUGAGAUAUUAUCCAUAUGUUGUGGGGCAUCCAUCUAUGGUCUUGCAGAUCCAAGCUUCGCUGUUCAUGAUACUCUAUGCUUUGCAUUCUCCUUCUUCCGAGGAUAUUACAACGAUUGUCUCUUCUGUGUUACCUUUCUGUACAGCUGCCAUGACAGAGAUUCGGAAGCAUGUAUCGAUAUGCCGCGACAAUGGGUCCAUGACUGAGUCUAGUGAAGUUUUGUCUGAGAACAUGUUCAUUACUUGCUAUAUGCUCAACGAGGUCAUUGUCUCCGGGUGGGAUCGACCGGUAUCAGCUGCCUACAAGGUUGUUGACGAUGAUAUGUGCACUCUGGGAGAUAACCUCCAACCAACCCUAAGCACAAACCCCGCCAUAAGCCACUUGUUCCGACUACGUAAGAUCCAAGCCAACAUCAGAAGAUCACGGGAGAACCGGGCUCGCCAUCCCUCUGCAAGAUAUGGUAAAGACUAUAGCUCCUCAUUUAAGUCCACCCUUGAUAGAUGGCGACAAGAGAUUCCACACUAUGAAUCAGACAAUGACCAGCACGGUUAUCUCCAUCCUAUAUGGAUGCGAAAGCUUUAUGUUUACAGUCUCUUGAUUUUGAUAGACGAGAAACGCGAUUUCAUUGAGAUGGACGGAACAGAAGAAAUCCUCGCGACGAUUGCGGAAGUUUGUCUCAAUUUCCGGCUCUUACAAGAGGAAGGACAUGUGAUGUGCUUUACCUGGUCUGCACUUGUAUUCCAAUUCCGAGCAGGAAUCAUGAUGCUUUACAUUGUCUGGGCGACAACUCAUAUCACUGAUCUUCAGGAUCAACAGCGCAUCAGACUGAACAACCAACAGGCCAUUGCUACAUGUGCAGCUAAUCUGGCUGGCUUUGUCGACCGGUGGAAUGAUGUAACGCCGUAUAUGAAGGUGUUCGAGUUCAUACGACAGAAAAUCAUGUGGAAUUCUGGUACAUUUGGAGUUAAUUCCAGUGCUCCGAUAUCACUAGAAGAGGCUGAAUUGAACUUGGAGCAACUGAGGAGGAAUUAUUUGCACCGGGCUGUCUUGGGAAUGAUUGAAGAUAUGAUGUAUGGGAGGAGUAUACAUCAAGACUUGUUAGAGGAUGAUUUUAAAUAA